AUGGCAGCCGGCAGACGUGUGUUGCUCUGCGCCGACAGAAUCACGAUAGUCAUGGUCGUAAGCGCCGUUCGGAUCCUGUGUGUGCAGGCCCAUCUCCUGCCCAUCGACUCCGUAUCUGCAUCGCUAUCCUGUCGUCGCCGGAGCCUGCACGACACGCACAGGCCAUGA
Molecule: messenger RNA, 168 nt
Organism: Plenodomus lingam JN3
Lineage: Eukaryota; Fungi; Ascomycota; Dothideomycetes; Pleosporales; Leptosphaeriaceae
Source: RefSeq, a predicted model, not a curated record